This is a messenger RNA of Eptesicus fuscus (big brown bat), 7797 nucleotides long. RefSeq names its product syntrophin beta 2 (gene SNTB2). Bases 28 to 1731 code for a protein of 567 amino acids. NCBI's taxonomy places the organism in Eukaryota, Metazoa, Chordata, Mammalia, Chiroptera, Vespertilionidae. The transcript is spliced from 7 exons. The record is from RefSeq and is a predicted model, not a curated record. Gene Ontology annotation, molecular function: protein binding; structural molecule activity. Gene Ontology annotation, cellular component: intracellular anatomical structure; dystrophin-associated glycoprotein complex; synapse.
CCCCUCCGGGGAGGUGGGCGUGGCCUCAUGAAUAAUGAAUCGGCAGGGGGAGGGGCCGGCCCCGCCCCCUCGGGCGGGAAGGGGGAAGCGCCGAGCUGCCUGCCUGGAAUGAGGGUAGCAGCGGCGACUGCGGCGGCGGGAGCGGGACAGACUAUGGCGGUGUGGACGCGGGCCACCAAAGCGGGGCUGGUGGAGCUGCUGCUGAGAGAGCGCUGGGUCCGGGUGGUCGCCGAGCUGAGCGGGGAGAGCCUGAGCCUGACGGGGGACGCCGCGGCGGCUGAGCCCGAGCCCGCGCUGGGGCUGGCGGCGGCCGCCUUCAACGGCCUCCCGAACGGCGGCGGCGCCGGCGACUCGCUGCCCGGGAGCCCGAGCCGCGGCCUGGGCCCCCCGAGCCCGCCCGCGCCGCCGCGGGGCCCGGCGGGGGAGGCGGGCGCGUCGCCGCCCGUGCGCCGGGUGCGGGUGGUGAAGCAGGAGGCGGGCGGCCUGGGCAUCAGCAUCAAGGGCGGCCGCGAGAACCGGAUGCCGAUCCUCAUCUCCAAGAUCUUCCCGGGGCUGGCGGCCGACCAGAGCCGGGCACUGCGGCUGGGCGACGCCAUCCUGUCGGUGAACGGCACGGACCUGCGCCAGGCCACCCACGACCAGGCCGUGCAGGCGCUGAAGCGCGCGGGCAAGGAGGUGCUGCUGGAAGUCAAAUUCAUCCGAGAAGUAACGCCAUAUAUCAAGAAGCCAUCAUUAGUAUCAGACCUGCCAUGGGAAGGUGCAGCUCCCCAGUCACCAAGCUUUAGUGGCAGUGAGGACUCUGGUUCUCCAAAACACCAGAACAGCACCAAGGACAGGAAGGUCAUUCCUCUCAAAAUGUGCUUUGCUGCUAGAAACCUAAGCAUGCCGGAUCUGGAGAACAGAUUGAUAGAGCUCCAUUCUCCCGAUAGCAGGAACACGUUGAUCCUACGCUGCAAGGAUACAGCCACCGCACACUCCUGGUUCGUAGCUAUCCACACCAACAUUAUGGCUCUCCUCCCACAGGUGUUGGCUGAACUCAACGCCAUGCUUGGUGCAACCAGUACAGCAGGAGGCAGCAAGGAGGUCAAGCAUAUUGCCUGGCUGGCAGAACAGGCAAAACUAGAUGGUGGAAGACAGCAGUGGAGACCUGUUCUCAUGGCUGUGACUGAGAAGGAUUUGCUGCUUUAUGACUGCAUGCCAUGGACAAGGGAUGCCUGGGCAUCACCAUGUCACAGCUACCCUCUUGUUGCCACAAGGUUGGUUCAUUCUGGCUCUGGAUGUCGAUCACCCUCACUUGGUUCUGACCUUACAUUUGCUACCAGGACAGGCUCUCGGCAGGGCAUUGAGAUGCAUCUCUUCAGGGUGGAGACACAUCGGGAUCUGUCAACCUGGACCAGGAUACUUGUUCAGGGUUGCCAUGCUGCUGCUGAGCUGAUCAAGGAAGUCUCUCUAGGCUGCACAUUAAAUGGCCAAGAGGUGAGACUCACUGUCCACUACGAAAAUGGGUUCACGAUCUCCAGGGAAAACGGAGCCUCCAGCAGCUUGCUGUACCGCUACCCCUUCGAAAGGCUGAAAAUGUCUGCUGACGACGGCAUCAGAAAUCUGUACCUGGAUUUUGGUGGUCCUGAAGGAGAACUGACCAUGGACCUGCACUCUUGUCCGAAGCCGAUUGUAUUUGUGCUGCACACGUUCUUGUCGGCCAAAGUCACUCGCAUGGGACUGCUUGUAUGAGCAGCAAGAGUCAGAAAAGAGCCUUGAAUGUCACAAGAAGUAUUUCCACCUCAAAAAGAAAAAGAAAAAAAAAAAGCACAAAAAGAAAGCUCUUUGCUCUCCUCCAGCACAGUGCCUUGACAAGGACCUGCGAAUCACUGCUGAACCCUAACCACGUUUGAACAGAGCCUGCCUUUCACAAGUACCGUGGCCAGAAGUUCUAGGCUCUAAUAAGCUCCAAAAUGAAGCUGUUGGCUUAUUGUUAGUUUCCUAAUGUGGUUUCUAAGUAAUUGGGUUUAAUUCUCCUGUUAAGAAGGGUGGCUCAUUGUUUUUCUUUUUGGACAUAGUAAAAUAUCCAAGAAGUUGGGGGUUUUUUCUUCUUCCCAUAGGAUUCAUUUCAGACUUAGCUUUGAUCUCUGGCUUCGGAAGACAUCUCUUCCCAGGUGCUAGUUUCCAGCAGCCCCUGCUUCUUGGCCAUUCCAGACAUGUUGUACGUUGUGAUGGAGUUUUCUGUCCCCACGUGCUCCUCCCGCCCUAGGAAGUCCUCGAGUUGUAUCACCAAAGCGCUCUUCCAUGUGUCCUGGCUCUCGCUACCUCCCGCCCCCCUGUCCCCCGCCAUCCCUUCCCACUGCACCACCAGCUUUGCCACUUCUCAGUGCUUACGUUAGGACUUAGAACUUGCAGAAUUUUAUUUGCCUUGCCUUCCGCUCCCUUUCUGGUGGUGACCAAGUUGAAGAGCAAGUCGGAACCACUGCAUUGAAAGAAAAGUUUUACUUGUUUGAGAGUUUUCUAAUUUUAUCCUUGGUAGGAGCUAGGGGAUGUGGUAAGAUUUAUUUUAAAAGAAAAUCCUUAUUUUAUUUUUUCCUUGACCUAAUAAUUGAUAUUUACUUUAAUGAGAAAAUCCUCGUGUUAGCCUAAGCCAUUUUUUAUUGCUUACCAAACGUGCCUUUGGUUGGGGUUCGUGGAGCUUUAUUAGUCCCUGUUUGAAUAACUGGAUAUCACUGCCAUCCCAGGGAGGCCAUCUGUCCUGGUGUAGGAACAGCCUGCGGCAGCGCUCGGCAGCGCUGUCUUUCUCGUGGGCAGAGAUCGUUGAGGAAGAUACAUCCUGAUGAGCAAGCUUGUUUCAAGAGGAGAAUUGGUGGGUGAAGCCAGCUUUGCAGCACAAACAAAUUGUCGAGUUGCUUUGGGCUCUGUUCCUCCAUGUAGGACCCUGGCCCCGGCCCUCCCCACCUUGCAGCAGCACAGUGGUCUGGACAAGACUCAGUGUAGCUCAGUAACCCCUCCUACAGUGAGCGGGGUGAGGACACCAUGGAACGGAUGCCUGGGUUUUGCUAAGCACUGCCAGAUGCCAUCAUUAGGACACAUUACAGUAAGAUAGCUGCUUUUGUGGUACUGGAAAACACACUCAGUUAUUUAUGAUUAUGAAGGAGGUGCAUAGCUGAAACCAUUUAAAAUAGGGUAAUAGCUGUAUAAGAUGUCAACAUCAGCACAGUCCCUGGAACUGAAAGAGAAGGGAGUAGUGAGUUGGCUGUUCUCCGUGUUCUCUGAAGAAAGGUCUGGGAUUAGUUCUCCUUUACUACGUUUAUUCGGAGUGCCUAGAGGAUGUGGACAUUACAGAGGGUGGAGGAGGGCGGCACUCCCAAUAGGAAAAGAAAACAGCGGUGUGUGCAGCGCACAGCUAUUUGGUGUGAGGGCAGACUGACACAGGUGGGAUGUGAAAGAACCGACUCGAGCAGAAAGUUCUAGUUAGACGUUGUAAGCCCAUUGUCUUCACUCCUUCCCCGUGUUCAGUGAGAUUAACCACAGGCAGAGGCUGGGGAGAGAUGUCUGUUCUUCUCUCACCACCGGUCCCAAAAAUGAACUCUGAUCCACUUAAAACUGGAAAUUGAAAUCUUAGACUAGAAUAUGUCUUUCAAGAGCUUCUGAUGUUUUGAAAAUUCACAAGCCCAAGUUUGGUUCCAUCUGGAGUAAGUUGACAAGUUAGGGAAGAAAAAAAAGUACCUUGAAGGUCCAGCUGUGAUUUCUGGAAGAAGAAUUUGAAUACAGAAUACCCUUCGAUAGGGAAGCUUAGACAUUCUUUGCAGUGAAAGGAUUAAUCUGAGAAGAUGAACGAUGUAAUCACAGACUUUUGCAGCAAAGCCAUUUGGUUGAGGUUUUCUUACAGUGAGAAAGGCUAAGCCACUGAAAAGACUUUCAGGGGGAACUUCUGAGCCACCUGCUCAUUGGUUAUAUGAAAAAGAUCGGUAAAAAAGGUGUAACUAAAAUGUGGGAGGGGGAGGUAAGGCGUGCAUGCCCUUCAACCCCUUUGUUCAAGCUGAAACUGCCAUGGAUAGCCCCAAGGUCCACAGGGUUUUUAAUAUUUAAUAGGGUUUUGAGUCUUGGUGUGAAGUGGAAUUGAUGGGAGGUUUCCUGUGACAGCUUGCACCCCCAAGAGCAAGAGCCCUUCAGCUGCUUGUUUCACAUACUUCACUUUCCAGCCCCGGAUGACCGGGUUGUUCUUCCAUUAAGUGUGUUUGUGGGGUUUUCAAACCACAGGUGAAGUACUUUUUGUGAAUGAGACAGCCUUGAUAAAUAUGUGCAUGUUUUUGACCCACAGUUGGGAAUAUGAAGAGGGCUGACUGUGUCCACUGCUCUACACUGUUUUAUAAGGGGACUUGCGCGUCUGUGGAUUUGGGUCCUGGAACCAAUCCCUUGUGGAAACCAAGGAACGACUAUAGUGAAGGUUGUAGGGAGUCAAAGUUAAUUCGUGGAUUUUCGACUGCCGGGGGAGUUGGCACCCCUAAUCCCCACGUUCUUCAAGGAUCAAUUUGUACUUUGUAUUUAGAUGCCAAAAGAUGGCAAAUUAUUUUCAAAUGAUAACUAAAAAUAGGCAUUUUUCAUAUUUCACAUCUUUUACAGAACAGCUAAUUUUUCAUUUCUUUUUUAUUCUGAAUUAAGAAAAUUGUUGAGAAUGUUGUGGGCUUCCAUGUGUUGAAUGUAAAGGAAUUGCAGAGUAUGUCCCCCUCAUUCAAUGCCCCCCAAGACCUGGGCCUAGACAUCUUCUCCAUAUUCCACACAGAUGCCUAUCAAAGAAAAGGCUCAGUUAUUAUUUUUCUGAAAAAGGUAAGUCCUUUUCUGAAGUCAUCAAAUGAACCUUUCCUGGAAAUUAGUAUCUAAUAUUUUAUAUGAAGAAAUACUUUAAUGUAUGUUUAUACAGUAUUUAUAAGAUAUUUGUAACUGUAAACUCACCUACCUAGUAGACAGAGUUUCAGGUUAAAUAUUAGGGCAUGUACAGGCAAUCAAAAUAUUACUUUAAAUGUCAUUCACCUAUUUUAAAGCCAUGUUUUAGCACUUUUUAGACUAGGUAAGUCUGAUAGUGCCUGUUUUUAUCAUCUGAAAUCUCACCAACUUUGUUAUUGAAAAUUAUUGCAUGGAAGGAGAGAUUGAAUUAUUUAUUUCUUACAUUUUUAUAAGUGGAAAAAUCUCUCCAACCAACAAAUGAUUAAAGUUGUUACUGAUUAUUUGUUCUCUUAUCCUCCUAAGCAGAAUGGUAACAAAGCUUUUUUUUUCAGCUGAUUAAAUGCACUUAGCUAAUAAACCAAAAUUUAUUCUUUAAAAAAAAAGCUGUGUGGAAUCUGGAUAAGAUUAUGUUUCUUCCAGAAAAACAAUUAGUGCAAAUGCUUUUGAUGGACAAGUGUGACCACUUUUGAGAAAAGGUUAUGAUAGAUUUUUUUGUUAAUUUUCUGAGAACCUCCAGGUCUUCUUGUUUAAUUUAUAUGCAUGUGGAUAAUUUGUGUGUGUUUUUCAAAAACAUGGAAGAAUCUCCAUAUUUUUAAUGCAAAUUAUCUUGUAAGCUGCUAUGCAAAUUGUAUUAAAAGGCCUACCUACUAAAAGAGUUAAACAUUUUUGAAGCUUCAGGGAAGACCUUAUAGACUUAAGCACUUUCUCUGCUUUUUUGUGUCUUAUCUUGGAUACUUAACGCUGAAUUAUGUUAUUGUUUUCACUGGUUAUAAGCUAUUGAUUGUACAUAAUAUUUAAACCAAAUAUCCAGCAUACAUUUCCAUGUUGCUGCCAUCCACUAUCGACACCAUGAGUGAAAUGGCUGUUUGGAAACCCAAAGUUCAUGCUUUUACAAUCCUUAAUGAAGAAGUAAAAUGCCAGAUCUCUUCGGUCUCAAAACAUUGUUCUGGUCUGAUCUGACUAUCUGUGUAAGAAGAGAGACUUCUUUAAAUUGGGAUGCUUAAACUUUUAAGUUGAAUUUGACUAUAGUCAUACUCUACUUAUAUAUUUUUUUCAAGUAUAUUAUGUGGCAAGUGAUACUAUAUUCUACCUUGAGUUUGGAAAUUUCUUUCAGUUAAAUUUGAAUUGUUACAAUGGCUGCUGAAGAUGAAGACAAAGGAAUCUGCCAUCUGCUGCCAUUCUCUCUCUGUCUCGAUUUUAAUUGCUUGGAAAUCUAGAAUUAUUUUGACUUUCUUUUUUUUUUCUUUUUUCUUUAAUUGUAGACUCUUGUCCUUUAGAAUUCGGUUUGCAUACAUUCCAUCUUUAAGGGAAGUUUUUGAUAGCUCAUCAAAGAUAGCUGCAUUUCUCGGGUUCAUGCCGUGUUUGCUUCCAGUUUUUGGUUGCUCGGUUGGUGGAGUGGGAAUGUCUUUCUUCUGUGGCUCAAGAGCAUCGCGCACAUGGAUCUUCUCUUCACUAACCUUUGUUCCCACAAAUUUGGCAAAGCUCAUUUGUGUAACUCUUGCGCAGAGCUCCUGAAACUGAUCGAUGAAUUCUUUCUGUCCAUUCAAGCUUCUCGUAACUCCUCUCGAACUGCACCCAUCUCACUGAUAAGUGUGUUGAUUCCAACUUCUAGCCUCUUAAGCAGUUGUCUGUCUGAAGCAGCGAAGCCUUCUUCAGGAGCACAAUCCAUUAGAGAUUGAGGAGGUCUCACACUCACUAUUGCUUCAACCUGGCUGGCAUCAGCAGUGUCAAGAGUCGAGCCUAUAGAAGAGGUUGGACUUGUCGCUCUGGAUUCAGUCUCCUCUUCAUGCUCCAUAAGCUCGAUGAUUGGUUUUUCCUUCCUCUUCCCCUUUGAUGGUCCCGCAUCCUUGGAGCCUGAGGUUUUGCGCCUUCUUGAGUCUGCCAUAAUAGGUGGUUGGAGUCCUAUUUUGACUUUCUAUAUCCUGUCUUUAAAAACCGACACAGCAGACUUUCCCCUCCCUUUCCCUUUUUUAAGCUACAUCUUUGUGCUGAGUAUAUAGACAAUUGAUAAAUGUGUCAUGUUAGUUCUAAAAUAAUUAUGCUUUAUAUCAGGUUUAUGUUUUCUUGAUCAAUAUAGCUAUUCUCAUGGUGAAAUUUAUUUUACACUAGUAAUAGACUGCUUAAGCGGCUGAUUUGAAACCCUUUCUCUAAAAAAACAAAAUCAUCUGGCAGAUAAGUGAUAUAAGUUCAUCCUUGAAAGGAUCACAUUUCAAGUUAACGUAAAGUACAAUCAAUAGGCGCAUAGAGCGUAUCUGUUUCCUUGUCCUUUUGACACGAGCUAAACUGCCAACUGGAAGAAUGAUUGUUAUAUAUUAACUAGAAAAUGUAUUUUAACAAGAUUUCUUCUAUUGUUUCAAAACUGAUAAACUUGAACUUAAUCUCUUGCCAUUUAUUCUUCCUUUCCACUUCAGGUUCUGAACCAAAGCAUUUUCUGGGUUUUUAAAGCAACUCUGCAUUUGAUAUAAUGCAUAAAUAUGCCAUUUGCAAAUAACUGCUUGUUCUCCAAUGAGCAUUUGGUUAUAUUCAACAAAAAUCUACCAUAUGAACUGUAAUCUUUGAAUUGCCCAAAAUAGAUUGAUUGAAACUAAAAACCUAUAAUAGAGAAAUUAUCAAUACUCUUUUAUUCAGGGGUUGGACAGAAGUAGAUUUACAGUUGUUCAUUGAAGUAAUACAAUAAUUAAUAAAUAAUAAUAUAAGAAUAGCCCUGGCCAGGUGGCUCAGUUGGUUGGAGUGUCGUCCCAUACACCAAAAGGUUGCAGGUUUGAUUCCCGGUCAGGGCGUGUAUGGGAGGCAACCAACGGAUCGAUGUUUCUCUCUCUUUCUCUUUCUCUCCCCCUUCCUCUCUCAAAAAAAAAAAAAAAAAAGCCA